This is a messenger RNA of Chelonoidis abingdonii (Abingdon island giant tortoise), 1770 nucleotides long. It is a transcript of the gene TMEM74B, whose product is annotated as transmembrane protein 74B. Lineage: Eukaryota; Metazoa; Chordata; Testudines; Testudinidae. The record is from RefSeq and is a predicted model, not a curated record.
AUGGCGACUUCCUGCCUCCUGGAGCUGAGCCGCCUCGGGCAGGGCCCCGGGGCCAGGCGGGGAGCGGCGCCGCAGGCAGCCGGGGGCUGCUCAGCACCGCGGACAGCUCCCGCCGCCGGCCUGGACAACGCCUCCUACCAGGCGCCGGAGGAAGAGGAAACCUGGUUCAGGAGCGGCGGGGAGGCGGGGAGCGGCCCCGGGGGAGGCGCCGCCCGGGCCAGGGCGCAGCGGGGAGACCUCUCGCCCAGGUCGGAGGAUGGGCCCCCGCCAGAGCCCGCCGGCCACUCCGUGGACUAUGGGUUCGUUUCGGCCUUGAUCUUCCUUGUGAGCGGGAUCGUGCUGGUGGUGAUCGCCUACGCCGUCCCCCGGGAGCCCCGGGUGGACCCCGCCGCAGUGACGGCCCGAGAGAUGGAGAGGCUGGAGAUAUACUACGCGCGCCUGGGCUCCCACCUGGACACGUGUAUCAUCGCGGGGCUGGGCCUGCUGACCCUGGGGGGCCUGCUGCUCUCCGGGCUGCUGCUGGUCUCCAUGUACAAGGGGGAGCUGUACCGCAGACGGACCUUCCCGGGCUCCCGGGGGCCACGGAAAACCUACGGAUCUAUAAACCUGAGACUGAGACAACUCGAUGGCGACGGGGGACAAGCCUUGGUAGAGAAUGAAGUCAUCCAGGUGCCGGAGUCCACAACCAUCAGCCAGGGUUCUUAGAGCCCUCACUCCUGCUGUUCCUUGGGCCUUCACUCCUGGUGAACAAACCGAUCAAAGGGGGGUUUAACUGUUCGACAUGGAGGUUUUACAUUAACUCCACACCUCAGAGCAGAGCAGGACUAUUGGAAUUUCACCUACUGCAAGAAACUAUCUGGAAGCAAGAGCAGAUAUUGAAAAUGCAGAUCGGACACUCACCUGACUAUUGAAUAUAACUAAGUACCUAGUCCAGCAGCCUUUUGGAAACCAAAUGUUUCUUUUUCUAUUUCAUUUUGGGAAGAGCUGCUUUCCUAAGCCCUGACAUUAGAAUGAAAGAAAACUUCAAGAUAUCUGGAAGUUUUCUGUGCCAUGUACAAUACUAUGUCCUCAUGACCUUUGACUGAUGUGCAGCCAAGGGUAGCCUGCAGUAAUAAGCAUGGCCAAAGUUACAGAUCGGUGGUCCUCUGCUAGUUUAUGGAACACAAAGCACAUUUAGAGUCUGUGUUUUGGGUUUUUAUGUUGGGUAUAAUUUUCAGCAGCAAACAACUUUUAAGCAAUAGUUAAUUGUAAAACUUGUGUGGCAUCGAAUCUGAGCUUUCACUAUUCCUAACUAAAAGGGAAGAAUAUGUGAAAAAUGUCACCAUUUUUACAAGUUAUGUGAAUAUAAAAGACUUCUCCAAUCCUUCACAAUAUUUGCAUUGCACCUAUCCUACUUCUGAAAGCAGGCCAGAGAAAUGGACAGCACACAAGCUUCACUCCACCUACCAGUCACACCAGCAAAUCCACGGUCCUCGAGCCUUUAAAAAAAAAAUCUGGUUCUUUGUCCGGAAGAAAAGAAAUAGAAAAAUGACUUGCAUUUUAAACAAGUUCCAGAUUUUCAUUUUAAAUGAACUUUUCUUCUCCAUUCAGAAGUCUGAGUCUGAUUAUUUGUGCUGAUGCCAGGAGACAUGGUCUGCAAUUAGGAGAUGAAGUAACAUCUUGGCAAUAAAGCCUGAAAUAUAAGUAAAGCACAAUAUUCUGCAUAGAGAGAAAAACCAGUGUAAGUAGGAAGUUUAAAAGUGGAAGGAGAUAGGAAAGUAAUCCAAAGAA